Molecule: messenger RNA, 1629 nt
Organism: Drepanopeziza brunnea f. sp. 'multigermtubi' MB_m1
Lineage: Eukaryota; Fungi; Ascomycota; Leotiomycetes; Helotiales; Drepanopezizaceae
Biological process (GO): transmembrane transport
Cellular component (GO): plasma membrane
Molecular function (GO): transmembrane transporter activity
Source: RefSeq, a predicted model, not a curated record
AUGGAUCCUCUCCGCUCAAACCCUACCAACACGGAGGCCAGUUCCUCAAGGAACCCGAACCCGAACCCGACCCCGACCCCGACCCCGAACCAGCAUCUUUCCCAUCUACCUCACGAACCACAACUCUCCCCUUCGCCCUCAAACACCUCGCCAUCUGAGCCCUCACACGAGCCUCAAUUCGCCCCUGGCCAUCCUUCCAACCCACGAAACUGGCCCUCCUGGCGCAAAUGGUCCAUAGUCUUCGCUAUAACCUUGGUCGACCUCUCCGUCUCCUGGGGAGCGUCCGGCUACGCGCCAGCCGAGAAGCAGAUGCAAGCAGAGUUCGGAGUCUCAGCAGAAGUCGGCACUCUGGGUCUCUCCCUCUACAUCCUCGGCCUCGCACUCGGUCCUAUGACCCUCGCGCCCCUAUCAGAGUAUUUCGGACGAAGUCCCAUCUACAUCCUAUCCUACGGCGUCUUCCUCCUCUUCCUGCUCGGCACGGCUUUGGUCCAGGAUCUCGGGGGCUUCCUGGUCUUAAGACUGCUAUCAGGCAUGUUCUCUUCUGUCACGGUUGCGAACUUUGGAGGUACCAUCGCAGAUUUAUGGGAUUCUCAUGAUACUGGGAUCCCGAUGUCUAUCUAUCUGUGGGCAGCUACAUGUGGUUCUCCAUCCGGAUAUUUCCUGUUCGCUUUCGUGGCUGGGACUCGCGGGUUUAGAGAUGUGUUUUGGGCUCUGCUAGGCGUGUGUGGCGCGUUCUGGGUCAUCAUGGUGCUCACCCUCAGAGAAACGAGGCAUAAUAUCAUCCUGGCUCGAAUGGGACGCACACCACCCUCACAGGGCUCCCAUGGGAUCCCGCGAGUGCAGCGGGUCAAAAAAGCCGCGUCGCAACUUGCGCAGACCGCGCUGAAGCGGCCGUUUAUCUUCCUGUAUACAGAAUCCAUCAUCCAGUUCAGCGCCCUGUAUAACGGGUACCUCUACGGCCUCUCCUUCCUCUUCAACUCGGCCUUCGUGAUCGUUUUUGGGCCUUCGGGCCACGGCUUCGACACCAUCCACACCGGACUCUGCUUCCUCGGCAUUUCCAUAGGCAUAUCGAUCGGCCCGUUCACCAGCUACCUCUUCCAAGAACCGUACUACCAGCGGAAGGUCAAGGAGAGCGGCGAGCGGAAUGCGCCCGAAGCGAGAGUCAUGAUGGGCAAGAUUGCGAGUGUCGCGCUUCCCAUCAGCUUAUUCUGGUUUGCGUGGACGAGUGACCAAAGUGUGCAUUGGAUCGUGCCGAUCCUGGCGAGUGGGCUGUGGGGGUGGAGCUUCUACACAUUGAUUCUGAUGACCUAUACUUAUACUGAAGACUCCUACAAGACUUUCUCCGCGUCAGCGCUCGCGGGCAUCGGCCUCAUCCGCAACAUAGCUGGAGCCGGCUUCCCGCUCUUCGGAAGACAGAUGUACCACAGACUCGGCAACCAAGGCGCCACAAGCUUGCUGGCCGGCCUGGCCUGUCUCAUGGUGCCGAUCCCGUUCAUCCUGGAUCGCUAUGGCUUUAGACUCAGGAAGCAGAGUCCGUGGGCUAGUAUGCACGUGGAGAGCGCGGAGGACGAAAGGCCAGGCUCAGACGGUAGGAGGCGUGCAAGUGACGAGGAGCGGCUGCGACAGUGA